GGCGGUGGGCUACAAAAGGCGAGCUCGCCUUCUGCACAUUCGCGCUGACGGCGGGGGAGCGGAAUGAGUCUGGGGCCGACGUACCCCCCGCCCCGCAAGAGAAAGAAAGAGUCCACCCGAACCCGUCUCCAGGCCAGAGAUCCCCGCUAAAUCAAAUCAGAACCUUCUGGAAACCCAGCAUGCGGUCAACAGACAAGAUCGGCUACAGAAGAAUCAAAGCAUCUCCAAACGGGCAGGAAGCCAAAGAAGGACGGAAGGAGGAACAACGACAAAGGGAUGAUUGACAGCCCGCUGACCUGAUCAGCACCAGCAUGCCCGCAGGGCCGGCGGGCGCUCCACCUUCCGGGCGGCCCGCGGUCCCGGUCGCCCUGUUCCUGCUCCUGCACGCCGCCCUGGCCCAGAAGCCGGCCCGGCCGCCUUUGGUGGGCCGCCGGCCGUUCGUGGCCGCCUGGAACGCGCCGCUGGACGUGUGCGCCAUCAAGUACAACGUCAGCGUGGACCUGGACCGCCUCUUCCACAUCCGCGGCAGCCCCCGCGCCGACUGGUCCGGCCAGAACGUCACCAUCUUCUACGCCAACCGGCUGGGCUACUACCCGCGCUACACGGCGCAGGGCGAGGCGGUGCACGGCGGCGUCCCGCAGAACGGCAGCCUGGACGGGCACCUGUCCAAGGCCCACAAGGACAUCGAGCACUUCAUCCCCGCCGAAGACUUCCGAGGCCUGGCCGUCAUCGACUGGGAGUUCUGGCGGCCGCAGUGGAGCCGCAACUGGCACAAGAAGGACGUGUACCGCCGUAUGUCGCGGGAGCUGACCGCCAAGGCGUACCGGAACGUGACGGCGGCGCAGGUGGAGGAGCUGGCCCGGCGGCGCUUCGAGAAGAGCGCCCGGGCCUUCAUGCAGCGGACGCUCCAGCUGGGCACGCGCCUGCGCCCCGACGGCCUUUGGGGCUUCUACCUCUACCCGGACUGCCACAACUACAACCUCCACGAGAACGACUACACCGGCCUGUGCCCGCUGCUGGAGAGUCUGAGGAACGACGAGCUGCGCUGGUUGUGGAACAGCAGCACGGCGCUCUACCCGUCGGUGGCCAUCCGCAAGUCGCACGCCAACAGCGUGGGCAACCUGCACUUUGCCCGCCACCGCGUGCGGGAGGCGCUGCGCGUGGCCUCGCUCACCUCCAACGACUACGACCUCCCCACAUUCGUCUACCUGAGGCUGGGAUACCGAGACGAGCCGCUCGCCUUCCUCACCACGAAGGAUCUGGUCCAGACCAUCGGCGAGAGCGCCGCGCUGGGAGCCGCCGGAUUCGUCAUCUGGGGAGACCUCAACCUGACCACGUCGCGGCACAACUGCACCAAGGUGCGCUGGUUCCUGAGCCACCGUCUGGGCCAGUACAUCACCAAUGUGACGCGGGCCGCAGAGUUCUGCAGCGACUUCUUGUGCCAGAACAACGGACGCUGCAUCCGCCGCAACCCGGGCGCGCGCCACUACCUGCACCUGAACGCCGCCACCUACAGCAUCCGCCCCGCAGGGGGCGACGGCGACUUCAGUGUCAGCGGGUGGCACUCGCCCAGGGACCUUCAACUCCUCCGGGAUCGCUUCCGCUGUCAUUGCUACGAAGGCCACCGGGGCGAGCGCUGCGACAGCGCAAAUGAGGUGCGGGAGGAGGACGACGGACCGCCGGGUGGGGGCGAGGACGACGACGACGACGAGAAGGAGCGACGGAGGGCCGAGUGGGAGGAUGAGCAGGCGGGCCAGGCGGAAGAGGGUCGUAGCGGGGCGCCGCCCACCCUCGGCCCUGCCGGUCUUUUGACACUCUCCAUGCUCUUGUUGAACUUUCAAGAAACACUUUUCUCAUUAGUAUGUUAACGGUGACGCUAACAUGCUAACAACUGCGCAUCACAACGCAGCUCAUCUGAAUGUAAUGAUUCCAAGCCGACCUAAAUCCUUGGUCAAAGGUUCGUCAAGCUCUCCAGUCACGUUUGUCACGUGAUGUUUUGCCGAGGGUUCGCCCCGACGCAAAAUUUGCAAAUAGUAGAUAGCUUAUAUCAUGGGCAUCAUACUCCAACCAUUUUCACAUUUACCAAGGAUAAAAAUAGUUCACAACAGCUAAUGGUGCUGGUUGCCAUUAACACUUUUUAAUUGCUAACGAGGACACAAGUACACAAAAUAAAGUUAACAUUAUAAUUACUGUAAAAAAAAAAAAAAAAAGGGAUCUGAGGCCACUCUUGCGCUACACUGCUAGCUAUGCUAACAGUGCUAACUAUGCGCCAUCCCUCUUUUUGUACCUUUGAAAAUGAGAUUGUUGGCUUUUGUUCCCCGGCGAAUGUGAGCUAAUGAAGCCGACACACGUGUAUGGCUUCUACCACUAGCAGGUUGUGUUCGUGGGUUGCGACGAGUAGAAGCUAAAAGUUCUACUGCCAAUCAAAAACAAGAGGCAAUGUUGUUGCAUAAGAGAUCUCAUUUCAACUAAAAGCUUGAUCAUUUAUUUUUCUCUGUGGUUUGAUUCUGUUGAAUCUGUGAUGCUAAAAACAACAAAAGGUUUUUUGUUUUACAGUUAGCGAAUGCUAAUGUCUAACAAUAAGCUCUUUGCUCAGCGUGAAGUUUGAAAUAAUGGUACAGCUUCUUUUCAUUUCUCACUUGAUUUUAUUAGCGUAACUAAACAAGAGUAUUUUGUCGUACUCUCUUGACUUGAGAGCGCUUUUUUAUUUAGGGGAAUUGAACUAGCGGAUGUAGCCGCAACGAACACUGAAGAAGAAGUCGCCGUCGGCACAUAGCCGAGCUGAAGUUAUGACUCGGUGCUUUUCUGUGGUUCUUCACUUCCUCCUCAUCACAAAUUCAUCAAACCUUUUGCCUUGCCUCCUUUCUCCGAGUUCUGCCAACCAUCCUGAAUCAGAUCAGCAGCAAAAAUGAUUGGUCACAAUAUGAUAGUCGCGGUAUUAUUUUGAUAUUGUUGCCGUGAGCACAAUCUGCCGCUAAAAAUAUUAAUAGUGUUUGUGUACGUCUACAGUAGCAACCUAUUUCUGUGUUGAUACACAGGCUAAAUGCCAAUUGCGUUCUGGCAAAGUGCAAGCCGAGCACGUUAGUCGGCGUUGACCACAAAAGUCUCAAACUGCCGGCCCGCGAGACGCUAAUUUGUGGCCCCCACCUUAUCGGGAAACGUUAACGUCAGUGCGGCCCUCCACGUUUUCCGUGAACGGCAUUUUUACACUGUUGUGUGCGGAGCUGACGAGCCUGCCGAUCUCGAUGGGCUCUCGGACUCUCGGGGUCUCGGGCUCGCGGCCUCUCGGGCUCUCGAACUCGCGGGCUCCCGGGCUCCCGGGCUCCCGGGCUCCCGGGCUCUCGGGCUCUCGGGCUCCCGGCACCCGCCGGGCUUGAUACAAGCAGAGAAACAUUUUUGCAGUGAGUGAAAUUUGCAGCAGCGUUGCCAUGGAGGUUUUUAUGAGUAGUUUUGUUAGGACCCAGGGUCCUUGCCCAUCUUAUUUUGUGAGAAGACGGGACUUUUUUAAAAAUGUGAAUUUCACAUUUAAAUUGUGCAUUUGUGCCCGUGCGGCUCAGCCUCAGCCAGAUUUUGAGACCCCAAAAGUCUCAGAGGCCCACUGCUGCCAACAUCCCCCACCCUAACACCCCUCCCUUCACACAAAAUGGAGAACUCCUUCUUCGGUAUACGUAAGAUACGCCAGGUGUCAAACGCGAGAUCCGGCCCGGCGCGUCCUCGUAUGUUCUCUGCGGAAGUAAAUCAUCCGACUUUAAUGAAUGUUGCUAAGAUCGGUACCAAAAUUUCAAGCUACCAAAUGUGCUAAACAUUUGACAUUGAUCUUUUUACAGUCACUUGUGUAUAAUAUUUCUCAUUCACUGUACGGUAUAUGUUUUCCUCAACUGCCACUGCGGGAAAUGUGACCCAAACGAUUCUGACGCCGCCUCCGCCGGGUCAGAUUGUGUAUCUCCAAUAACUGCGAAAAGUCCAAGUGGUUUCCCGGCUGGUCCAACACAGCACUUCUUUGUUGUCCUUUUCAAACACAUUUUCAUCUGCCUAAUCAACUGCAACAAUUACUGUUCUUGUACUUUUAAUGUCAUCAUUGUGGAGUAGAACUUUGGGCAGGUGAAUGUCAAUACUGUA
Messenger RNA from Syngnathoides biaculeatus (alligator pipefish), 4119 nucleotides. RefSeq names its product hyaluronidase 4 (gene hyal4). The coding region runs from base 312 to 1868 and encodes 518 amino acids. Gene Ontology annotation, molecular function: hyalurononglucosaminidase activity. Gene Ontology annotation, biological process: carbohydrate metabolic process; hyaluronan catabolic process. NCBI's taxonomy places the organism in Eukaryota, Metazoa, Chordata, Actinopteri, Syngnathiformes, Syngnathidae. The transcript has 6 exons. The record is from RefSeq and is a predicted model, not a curated record.